AGUGACUUGAAAAAAAUUCGAGUUGAGGAUUUAUUCAACUUAGGGACGUUCGACUUAGCGUUGUUCAACUGCUAUUUGCUAUGCUAUUUCUCGGAAUUUCCCUUGAUAUGUGUCAAGGUUUUGCGUGAUGCUCAAUGUGUGAUCCACUCCCAUUCCAAGGCUGCUGUUAUGGCGACCCUGUUGUAUCCUGGGGACGAGUUCACCAUCACGGGUAUGGAAAUGAUAAAAUACAGUAUUAAUUUUCGUCCGACGAAAGCUGAGUUCGUUCUUUGUGUGAGCUUUCGUCUCCGCGACAAGAGGAAAGGUGUGUUUAUGCGGAAGCUCCCGCGGGAAUCCGGACGUGGUUACCCGAUCGCCUGUCUUGUCUCGCAUCAUGGUUUUGUAUGCCGGGUCACGCUUCGGUUCCGGGUAUUUCAUUUCGGGUACAAGGAGGGCGGCGACGACGACGACGUCGACGGCGGCGACGAAGGCAUCUGGGAUCCGCAAAGGAAGAAGAAUUGGGACUACGACGAUACGUUACGCGUUCCGAUAAUCGAAAAUACGCGACGGGAGCACCAACUAACUGAUUCCAUGAGGAGAGAGAUCAUUGACUGUCCAUGGGCCAGUGCUGUCCUCGUGCGUCGCCACGGAUUCUACGUGUGGGGACCCUCGUGGAAGUCCGCCAAGGCCAUAGAUGCUGGAGACGAUGAAGAUAAAGAGCGCGUCGUAAAUCUUAUGAAAUUA
Notodromas monacha is the source of this 723-nucleotide messenger RNA. NCBI's taxonomy places the organism in Eukaryota, Metazoa, Arthropoda, Ostracoda, Podocopida, Cyprididae. The record is from the annotation of a GenBank genome assembly.